This is a messenger RNA of Orcinus orca (killer whale), 1142 nucleotides long. It is a transcript of the gene HILPDA, whose product is annotated as hypoxia inducible lipid droplet associated. Gene Ontology annotation, cellular component: lipid droplet. Gene Ontology annotation, biological process: positive regulation of cell population proliferation; positive regulation of lipid storage; autocrine signaling. Lineage: Eukaryota; Metazoa; Chordata; Mammalia; Artiodactyla; Delphinidae. The record is from RefSeq and is a predicted model, not a curated record.
UCAGGGCUCCAGUGCGCGUGCGCGAGCUUUGGGCCGCACCGCGGCUAUAAGUGCGUGGUGUGCGUCCUGUUCCGCGCUUUGCUGCGGGCUGAGCUUUUGUCUUCGGAGAGGCUUUUGGGUUGUCAUCUCGCGCUGCUGGUUGGCCGACUUUCCUUCCGACUCCGCACUACCAGAUAUUACAGCGAGCGGGCCACUCACGGCCCUUCCUCCUGGAGGAUCCAGAGGCCUUCCAGAAGCAGAAGGCAGCUCUACUGCUCUACAGAGGAGUGGGAUCGUUUGAGCCAUGAAGCAUAUGUUGAACCUCUAUCUCCUAGGUGUGGUGCUGACCCUGCUCUCCAUCUUCGUUAGACUGAUGGAGUCCCUGGGGGUCUUACUGGAGAGCCCAUCUCCUGGGAGCUCCUGGACCGCCAGAGGUCAACUAGCCAACACAGUCCCCAGCAGCCUUCCAGACCAUCCAUCCAGAGGGGUGUGAUAAGACCUCCCUCCACCAGCUGUAACCUUGGAACACUGGCCUAAAUACGUCCAGCUGUACCAGUUCCUGGGUAGGCAAGCUCAGCAUCAGUGCUAUCGGGGAACUAACUCUUACUAGGCCCUUGAAGGGCCUCUCCACCUGCAUACUCGUUGCUCUGGAUAAAGCCUAUUUAAUACACAGAUGUGAGUGGGUCGCCUGUGGCUGUGGAAUGGAGUGAUCUCACUCUUCUCCCCAGUCCGCCAUAUGCUUUGCGGUCCUUGGCAGCAUGGCUCUGUCUUCUCUUCGAUGGGGACUUGUGCUGCAACUUCAGCUGUUGGGAGAUCGUGUUAUUUUCAACCCUACUUUCUAAGCAUCUGCUAAGAGUUCCUUUGGGCUUGGGUGUCUUAUGGUCAGUUUAUUUGGUGUUCAGUUCCUCUUCCAUGAGAGCUCCUCUCUGUGCGGAUAACAGUUGAAGAGGUGUGUGGGUUGGCUAUAGGAAGGGGGAGUAUUCUAUGUCUCGUUCUCAUUGUUUUACAUUUUUAAGUCAUUCCUCCAACAUAGCGUAUAUGUAUGUGUGUAUUGGUCUGAAGAGGGCAGUGGGAUGACAGCGCCUGCUCAGGACGUGGGCAUUUUGGCCACCGUGUGGCUUAAAUAAAUUUUUCUAAUGAAAUAAAGUUGAAUGUAUAUUUCU